Messenger RNA from Pogona vitticeps (central bearded dragon), 1179 nucleotides. It is a transcript of the gene FCER1G, whose product is annotated as Fc epsilon receptor Ig. Gene Ontology annotation, biological process: cell surface receptor signaling pathway. Gene Ontology annotation, molecular function: IgE receptor activity. Lineage: Eukaryota; Metazoa; Chordata; Lepidosauria; Squamata; Agamidae. Gene Ontology annotation, cellular component: Fc-epsilon receptor I complex. The record is from RefSeq and is a predicted model, not a curated record.
CAUUCAUUUGGGAUCCUGGUCAGCCGUGGAGAGCUUACCAAGGCCGAACGGGGAGCAUGGGUUUCCCGAAACCAUGAGUUUCCCAUGCACCCCAAAACUACAUUUACACAUCUGUUCUCCUCCAUCCAGCCCUCGCCGGGCUCUCGAAUACCCGGUUUCUUUCAAGCGAGGUGAAGAAAGAGGAACUUCGGGUUGUCGAGUGGAUUGGCUAUCUUGAAAUAAAGUGUUGGAAGGCCCUCAAUGCAGGGAAGGAUGUGUUUUGUGGGUUGUGGGCCGGGCUGAGCGAGCGAGCGAAGCGGAGGAGAAGCUAAACCUCUCGCGCGUGCUGGACACACUGCCUUUCAAAGCGUCUGCAAACUUGAUUUCUCCUUGCCUCGCCUCGGACCUGUCCCUUCGGCAACACCGCCCAACAUCUGCACGAUGAAGUGGGUUUUUUGGACCGCUGUGGCUCUCCUCGCCGUUCGGGAAGCAGAGGCGCUGAAGGAACCGCAGCUGUGUUACGUCCUGGAUGGGAUUCUUUUUCUCUACGGCAUUAUUGUGACGUUCUUGUACUGCCGAAUGAAGAUCCAGAACCGAAAGAAAUCAAAAGCUCCCCCGGUGUCCGACUACGAGAAAGUGGAAGGCGUCUAUACGGGCCUUAAAAUGCGUGAGGCUGACGAAUACAUGCCCCUCGAGCUUCGAAAACAGAUUCCAACAGAACAGCCCCCCGAACAAGGCUCAUUGGUGGGGUAGCUGUUUUCUCUGGAGCAGUGAGUUGAAAUUGCAUGACUCUACUUUAGAUGCCAGUAACCAGAGGAAAAAAGAACCCCCCCCCCUUUUUCCCAGCUUUGGGAACAAGGACUCCAUCUUCUUGGCAAAUCAGCUGAAUGGAUUUGGAUGGCACUUCUGUAAAUCUCGUAUGUAUGAUAUAAGCUUCCUUCUAACCCCUAGCAGAAUAGCUAGGGUGAGAGAGAAGGUAGCUCCAGACAUGUAUGAAUCUCUUUUUUAAUCAGAGUUUUGAAAAACUUGCUUUUCCAGGUACGUCCUCCCCCAAAAGAUUCUGGACCUGUAUUCAAAAAAUCAACAUUUUUCAAACCCUCUUUUUAACACUGUCAUCCCUGCUCUGAUGUUUUAUUAUAUCAUUUCGUAUUGUAUCUUACUACUUCUUUUUAAAAUAAAUAAAUAAAUAAAAUGCAGGAA